CCGGGAGACUUCCGUUCAGCCGAUCCAUCAUCCAUCGCUUCACAAAUUUCUUGAAAAGACGCUGGAACAGAAUCCGCCAAACCUGUGCAAGUACCGUACUACGAACCCCCCGAGUGGAACAGCGGGAUCUGCCCAUCCAAGAACUUGGGAUGAUAUGGAUAUGAUGAACAUCAUAUCAUGUUGAUGGGUAGGCUCAUCAGCGGGGUUGCCGGUCGGACUUUGGGAAUGCGCGCGAUCUACCGGCCCUCCUACUACUGCAAGGAAUUUAUGUUAAUACUGUACAACGUCCGAUGCUUUCCUCGUUUUUUUUCGCCUCCCUUCAAGAAACCUGUGCAACACGGUUGUCACUGCUGCCUCCCGCGUUACCGUAUCUUCCGAAUAGCCGUGAUGUGAUGGGGGAUGCCAGUAGCGGGGUUCGUGUUCAGAACGUCUGGUGUGCUGCGAUCUGGGUAGUUCUAUGGAUGUUGCCGACAACAUAAAGCCCUUGUCGUCGCACUUCAUCCCCCUUUCACCUCAGACGUCUGCCACCCACCCACCCACACCCAUAAUCCAACGGGACACAUCCAAAACCAUGACCUACCUAACCUCCCCCUUCACAACCGAGACCCCGCCACCCCUCACCCAGUUCUACGACCAACUUGUCGACUGGCGCACACCCGUUUUCACCGCCCUCAUCUACGUCGUCACCGUCAAGCGGCUCGCAAAAGGAAUCAAGGGCCCCCCGCCCUCGUCUACAAGCGACCACUGGACGAACCAUGGCGCGUUCAAGGCGUUUGUCGUGCUGCAUAAUGCGCUGCUGGCGGUGUUUUCCGGUGUGACAUUUGUGGGCAUGGCGAGGGACUUUUAUGCCAACUUGAGGGACAGGGAUUUGGUUGAUGCGCUCUGCGACCGCAACGAACAAUUCUGGAACGCCUCCCUCUUCUACUGGGCCUUCCCCUUCUACCUCAGCAAGUACUACGAGAUCGUCGACACCGCCAUCCUGCUUAUGAAAGGACGCAAACCGUCGCUGUUGCAGACGUACCACCAUGCCGGCGCAAUCAUCUCUAUGUGGUUGUGCAUUCGCGGCCGAACCACCGCGGUCUGGAUCUUCGUACUCUUCAACUCCUUCAUCCACACCCUAAUGUACACCUACUACAUCCUCACAACCCUCUCCAUCCACCCGCCACGCUCCAUCAAACAAACCCUCACCUCCAUGCAAAUCGGGCAAUUCAUCAUCGGCCUCGCCAUCUCCCUCUUCAACCCCACGUUGCAAGUUGCCGCGGCUUUGUUCCCGCAGAGUAGGAACGCACUGACGUGUUUGAAAGGGCCGGAGGUGGUGGGCAGGGAGACGGCGGGAUAUGAGGUUGCGGCGCAUGUGUUGAUGACGAUGUACCUUGUGCCGUUGAUGGCGCUGUUUAGGGGCUUCGCGAGGAGGACUUAUGGGAAGACCAAGAAGGCGUAGGGUGGAAGCAUUUUCUUUUACCUCCAUGUUGCGAUGGGCGAGAUUGGCGAGAUAUACAUCCGCUUGAAGCGGUGAGAAGGACUUUUGAGCAUAGCGGUAUAAUAGGUAGUUUUUUCAGUAAUGGGGCCCUUUUCACGUCAUGUCAAUAUCAUAUCACUUUCACAUGAGCAUUUUCUUCACA
Molecule: messenger RNA, 1622 nt
Organism: Fimicolochytrium jonesii
Lineage: Eukaryota; Fungi; Chytridiomycota; Chytridiomycetes; Spizellomycetales; Powellomycetaceae
Product: ELO family
Exons: 5
Coding region: 458-1441 (327 amino acids)
Biological process (GO): sphingolipid biosynthetic process; fatty acid elongation, polyunsaturated fatty acid; fatty acid elongation, monounsaturated fatty acid
Cellular component (GO): endoplasmic reticulum membrane
Molecular function (GO): fatty acid elongase activity
Source: RefSeq, a predicted model, not a curated record